UCGAAAAUGGCUGUUAUGCACGGGGUAGAACAUCCAGAAGAGGGCAAGUGACGGUUCAUCCCUGUCUUCCACACUGACCAAUUGACAUUAUUUUACGACAAUUGAUACUGUUACCUAAUCGAUAGCUAUUAUGUGGCGACUAAGAAGCAAUCUUCUUGCUCCUCUUCACCCACCCCCGGACUUGCGACAUAUGAUUCGCUUCGGGAAAAGAUUGGAACCUUAUAUGAAUGAUGUAAGUCAAAAGAGCUAAGCGACGAAUAACGAAGAGGAGAAACACGGAAGAACGAAGAUGUUCGGUUUUAUUUGGAGAGUUGUAUUAUUCUUUUUGCUGGGAACUUCUUUUUGUUUCUGUUCUACAGACCCUAGCAGAUCUGUGAGAGCCAUUAAGGGGCGAUUUCGAACAUCUUACGCUGCAUGGCGUAUAGUUCUGUGUCUAACCCAACCCCAUGGCUCACUGAAAACAGAUGUGCAAAAGGCAUGGGAGAAAGCAAGGCUCGAGUCAUCUCAUGCAGACAUGAAUGUAUCUUUCAUAGAGGCACCACUCAAGACAGAUUCAUUAUCCUAUCCUCUGUCGUUGUUAAACAAAUUCUGUAAUGAAAUUAAAGGUGGAAAGACGGUGUUAAGUCUCAUCAUUGGAGGAGGCUCUGCAGCCAAAUUUCUUGUAACAGCUGCAGCUUCGUUAAAUAUCCCAGCUUUGUGGUUACCAUUUACUCAUGAAGAUUUCCUUAGACAGGAAAACUUCGGACAAUUCGAAAAUCGUAUAGGAUCCAGUACAAGGGAAGUGGGAGCAGCUGCAGCUGCUUUGAUGCAUAGGGCAAACUGGCAUGCAUUCACCCUUCUCAUAGACACCACUUUGCUCCCAAUGACUCAUCUUCUGCAUGCAAAUCAGUCAACCUUAACACCUCGAACAAUUAUACAUCUUCCAACGAAUGAUAAGACCUUAAAAAUAAGAUUGAGGAGAAUCGCCGAGGAGGGAGGCAGUGGAGGAGUCAUAGUAAUGGGUUGUGAUUUGAAGAGUACACGAAGAAUACUAGCUGUAGCUGGCAAGUACGAAAUGCUCGCAGGAAGGUUCCUAUGGCUCUGGCUGGAUUUAAAGGCAGAACUGAGACCUAAUGAACCAAAUAUAAUCAGCUCUCAUAUUAUACAUAGCUCAAGAUCAUCGAUAGCAACGAAUGAAAAUUCUUCUCCAGUAGAAAGUAUAAACCGAAACGCGAAUCUCGUAGCAGAAAAUCAGUUAUCUUUAAAUUCUUUGUCCAGUUUAGCCAACGAUAUACAUCGAUUACAAGAAUACAGGUGGCAAAGUGAAAGAUCUAUAUAUAAACACGAAGAUAAGAACUUUAAUUUCGACGAUGACGAAGAAAUUAGAAUAACAGACAAAGAAUUAAAUUCUAAAGAUUUUAUGCCAGUUGGUAUGCUAGCGUUGAGACCGUCUGGCAUAAAACUAAUGGGCAGUGAUACUAUAUUAUCCAGAAUGAUUAGGGAGACUUCUCAAGCGUUAGAUGAGACAUUUUUAGAAGUAAAACCCAAACUGAAUCGUUUGGGAGAGACUCAACUGGAGGAAAACUUUGUACCAGAGUGCUUUCCAAAAAGUAAUUUCAAAUUUUUGAUGAGCAAAUUAAGGCACGAUGUUUCGAAGACCUUAACGCAGAAGUUAUGGAAUUCUGUAAGUCAACUUUCAAAAGACAAAGCCAAGUUCCAGUUGCUAAAUUUGCAAGCCAUAAGAUUUCCAGGGAAUAAAACUCAACUGAGAUGGACCAAAGUUGGCACAGUGAAGGGUGGAAAGGAGGUCCAUCUGGACACUAUAAUUUGGCCAGGAGGUGGAAUCGUACCAGCGUACCUUGAACAAGGAGGCGAAAAGAUUGGCAUGCCAAUGUAUCGUAUAGUGACAGCACUGGCACCACCAUUUACAAUGGUUACGAAUUUACAGGAGGGUCUCUGCUUGAGAGGAUUACUAUGUCGCCAAGGGAAUAUUUUGAUGUGUUGUUAUGGUCUAAGCAUGGAUCUGAUGUCACUAGUAUCUCGUGAACUAGGAUUUCGAUAUGAUCUCUAUCUAGUAAAAGAUGGUUUAUUCGGCAAGCGGAAUGGCAGCACGUGGAAUGGAAUUAUUGGAGAGCUUGUUGUUGGCCGAGCACAACUGGCCUUUGCACCGCUUAGUGUGUCUGCUCGUAGAGCAGAAGUGGUCGACUUCACAACUCCAUAUUUCUUCAGCGGAGUCAGCUUCCUCACGGCGCCAAAACUCAAGUCAGAAAUGUCAUUAUUUGCUUUUCUAUUCCCAUUCAGUACAGAGCUAUGGAUCGCGGUUUUUACGUCAUUGAACUUCACUGCCAUAGCAGUGGCACUGUAUGAAUGGUUCAGCCCGUUUGGCCUGAACCCAUGGGGUAGACAACGAAGCAAAAACUUUUCAAUUGCCUCUGCUUUAUGGGUGAUGGGGGGUCUCCUUUGUGGACAUUUGGUUGCCUUUAAGGCACCAAAGUCCUGGCCUAAUAAGUUUUUAAUCAACAUUUGGGGUGGUUUUUCUGUCAUUUUCGUAGCCUCCUAUACGGCCAACAGAGCUGCACUCAUUGCGGGCCGCUUUUUCCACCCUGCAGUGAGCAACUAUCACGAUAAAAGUUUAUUGUUACAAAAGGUUGGUGCACCAAGAGCAUCUGCAGCCGAAUACUAUGUGCAGAAAGCAAACACACAAUUGUGGUCUCACAUGGCUAGAUAUUCUUUAUCGAAUGUCGCCGAAGGUGUAGAGAGAUUAAGAAAUGGUAGUUUAGAUAUACUCAUAGCAGACACUCCUAUUUUAGAUUAUUAUCGAGCAAUAGACGAUGGUUGUCGAUUGCAAAAAAUUGGAGACACCAUAAACGAAGAUACCUAUGCAGUUGCGCUUGCUAAAGGUCAUCCUUUAAAAGAAAGUAUAUCCAAAGUUAUAGCCAAUUAUACGAGCACUGGACUACUUGACAUUCUGCAAGAAAAAUGGUAUGGUGGUUUACCCUGUAUUCGAGGAAGAGAAGGAAUGGAUACUAGUCUUGAACACGAACAAGGAGGACAACCUAGGCCUUUGGGUGUAGCUUCCGUAGCUGGCGUGUUUUGUCUUCUAGGAAUGGGUGUUGCGCUUGGUACAAUUAUUUUAGCUGGAGAACAUUUGUUCUACAAAUACACGUUGCCCAGAUUGAGACAUAAACCAGAAGACUCCAUAUGGCGCAGUCGUAACGUGAUGUUCUUCUCACAGAAAUUGUACAGAUUUAUCAAUUGUGUGGAACUGGUAUCACCACAUCAUGCUGCUAGAGAAUUGGUCCACACAGUUCGACAAGGGCAGAUUGCCUCUUUGUUUCAAAAAAGUGUCAAACGAAAGGAACACGAACAGCGUCGAAGGCGUAAAAGUAAGGCACAGUUUUUUGAGAUGAUCCAAGAAAUUCGAAGAGUCCAACAAGAAGAAAAAAUAGAAACCGUACCGGAGGAAGAAGAAAAAGUAUCUACGUUCAAGAAAGAAGAAAAAUCUGUAAAAGGAAGAGAACGAAGCAAAAGCAAGAGUCCUCUAAUGCCUCGGAGUCCAAAAAGAUCAGAAAAAAGCAGAAGUUCAACCAAUUUAUCAAGUUCUAGAUUAGGUUUAUCUCCAAUAAGCCUGGAUACUCCUAUGAAGCCCAGAGAAUUCACCCUAAGCAGCACUAACCUCAGAGCAAGGAGCCCCCUUGAAACAGUAGGACGUCGCUUAAGUCACGGAGACGGUGGAUCACCACCUCCACGUUUAGGUUCUCAUUUCGGAGGUAGUGCAACGCUAAGACCUUUAGCUCCCACGAAAAGUGAUUCUACAGGCAGCACAACGCCAACAGUUAAGGCUGAAUCUACUGGAGGGGGAGGUGUGCCUACACCUAGAUAUGCCAGAAGUCCAGCAAAACGAGGGCAAUCAUUUCCAGUGUUCGCCACUUUGAGGCCACCGCACUCUUCUGGCUACCAAAUGUCCAAGAGUCCAUUAUUAUCGCCAAAUAACGAACUAACUUCCACCAUAGGACGGAAAUUGUCCCGUGAAUGGGGCUCAGGAACUAUAGAUCUCACUAGGUCUUCUGAAGCGGUCGCUAGUGGUUCCACUUACACGUUGAAUCAAGAAAUGACACUGUCCCUAGAGCGACCGCCUCAAGAGAAAAUCCAAGGUGACGCCUUACCCAUUAAGAAACCUAUAAGAAGAGCCAGAAGCCACGAGAACAGGGACACCAGUAAGCUGAUGGUCGACCUACCAUCGCCAAGAUUUACCGCUCAACCGGUAGUGGGAGGCCGAUCGGUAAGCGAACGAACGAAAAAGCAGUUAGAAUCCGAAUUGAAAGCGAUUUUAAGUGCCAGAGCCCAUCACCGCGACCUGCAUCCUCCUUGAUAGACAACGAGCUAUCUCACGUAACCUUAAUAAAGAGCAAGAAAGAG
Molecule: messenger RNA, 4398 nt
Organism: Eufriesea mexicana
Lineage: Eukaryota; Metazoa; Arthropoda; Insecta; Hymenoptera; Apidae
Exons: 8
Coding region: 290-4351 (1353 amino acids)
Biological process (GO): monoatomic ion transport
Cellular component (GO): membrane
Molecular function (GO): ligand-gated monoatomic ion channel activity; signaling receptor activity
Source: RefSeq, a predicted model, not a curated record